Molecule: messenger RNA, 8000 nt
Organism: Cynoglossus semilaevis (tongue sole)
Lineage: Eukaryota; Metazoa; Chordata; Actinopteri; Pleuronectiformes; Cynoglossidae
Gene: gpr158a
Product: G protein-coupled receptor 158a
Exons: 14
Coding region: 3643-7647 (1334 amino acids)
Biological process (GO): G protein-coupled receptor signaling pathway
Cellular component (GO): membrane
Molecular function (GO): G protein-coupled receptor activity
Source: RefSeq, a predicted model, not a curated record
CCUUGCGACCGUUAGGCUGACAGACGUUGGUAAUUUAACUACAGACAGUGGCGGUGGCUUCCGCACAUCCAGAACGUUGCUCUUUGUUACCCGUCAUCCAUCAGAACAAACUUCCUUCACUAUAAUGUGGAGCAGAGGUGGAGCGGCCCCCGGGGGUAAUUUGUCACACUGCAUAUAUAACAGCGGGGUCCAAAAAAAUGAAUGGUGCCCGUGUGCUGCGGCUGUCAGUCGACUCAUUUAAAUCCAGGUGCUGCCUCAGCAGCUGUGAGCAGAGGAGAGCAGGAGAUAGGUUUCAUAGAUCUGCAGGAUUGCUUAUGACUGCACUUGUGAGAACAGAUGGGAAGUCAGGCUAUAUUUGACAAAGCACUCUGCUAACAUGCCCUCUGGUCUGUUAGCAGGAGCGGUUCUGCUCUCGCUCUCUCUUUCUCUGUGCCUUUGCCAGAACUGAUGAGGAAACUUUUCCUUUUGUGUGAACUCAAAACAAUAGACCGGGAGGAGAAUGACCACUAGGUUUUAAUUUGGAGGAUUUCUUGCCCUUUAACGCAUCAGACCAGGACAUUUGUUUCUUCAGAGAGUUCCCCAGUUAAGGUCUGCACUGCAGGUGAAACUCACCCACAUGUUGACCUCCAUGACUGAUGUCUAAUGUUAGAUCUUCCACAAACUAGUUCAAACCUGUAUGUGGCCUUUAACAGGAACAAUACAAACUGACCAUAAGAUCGAUCUGAGAAGUUUUUAAAGUUCCUUCAGAGGUCACCAGAGUAGAUCGUCAACUUUUCUGGGUUCUGCUCAUUUCUCCUUCUGUCCAGCCAGGUCACAAAGUCCCAGCAUCUUGUACUCUGACCUUCUAGCCCACGUUCUCAUACCAAACAUCACGGACCAUCCAGCAUGUUAGAUUGGACCAAUGAGGAUCUGCAUAUGUUGCAAAAACCAAACUGCUAAAUGUCUUGGCAAAGGAAAUCCUCAGAGAUAUUUAUAACUUUAAGAUAAAAUGGACAUCACUCAACAUAAUCCAACUUUGCACAUUUUUUCCCCUCUAGCUCUGACCAGUGUUGGUGUGUGAAGCAGUGAGAGACUCGGUCUCUGAGGUCUGACACCAUCCAUUGCCUCUGACAGAAUCAAAGACCUGGGCUCUGCUCUUAUUGGGCCUGUGGCAAACAGAUAGAGAUAAAGAGAAAAGCUGCAGAGGGACCCUGAGAUAAAUCACCACUCGGGCUCUGUGUGUGUGUGUGUGUGUGUGUGCGUGUGCGCUUUACUCUCUGUCCUUUUGACUUAACAUUCAUUCGCUGGUGUAUAUGUUAUCCAACCAACCAGUGUUGACUAAUGGCUGUGCAGUGGCUGAAUGUUUAUCAUACAGGACUAACACACACUCUCAGCUCGUGUGUCUGUGUCUGUUUCUUCAUUUUCCUCUGUGGUUUCCUGUGAACGAUGCCCUUAUUAAACAUGCUGCUGACUGGCAGGUGAGUGAAGAAUGGCUAGGGUGAAUGUGUGUGUGUGUGUGUGUGUGUGUGUGAUAGGGCCAGCUGUUGCUCAGCACCAUGGCUGGAUGAGCAGAGAUAAUUGCAGGUAGCUGCCUGUUUCCACCUCGUCUUAAUGUGAAUCUGUGGCAUAAUGGAAAGUGCUCUUUUCACAGAGGAGGGCGACGGAAAGGUGAGAGGAGGAAAUUAACGCUGCAGUGAAAGAGUCCGGGAAGAGGUUCCAGUGGAGCCAGGUUGAGUUAAGAUGUCAAGUCUUCUGCCUGAAUUUGUUCCUUCACUGUACCUGCAGGUUUCCAGAUCGUAGCUUUGCUGUGGAGCGUGCGUUUCUGCUCACUGAAGUCUCCUGUUCUCUCCGUGAUCAAUGGCUUCUUUCUGGAAGCAAGUGCAUAACAAUCAGCCGACACGUCGCAACACGAUGUUCACCCGAGGCUUGGAGGCUAAUUACCACAGACAUUGAUUUGCACCUCCAGAUACCUCUGCCAAGUGUGAGCGGGAGGAAGAGGAAGAAGAAAAAAGAAAGAGGGAAUGAAGGUGUGACCGGAGUUCACAACCAGGAGCCGUUCAUUACUGGAGCACAGGUUGGGCUCCUUUACAUUUUCAGGCAAAAAAAAAAAGUUCACAUCUGUACAGUGUCUGUCAAGCUCUCUCUCUCUUUGUCUCUCUCUCUUUUCACACACAACAAAAAAGACAGAUUCAAUUCAGGGUGAACCAAAUAACUGAAGGCUCCAGAAACAGAUUACAUUGAACUGAUGCCUUCAUCAGGCUCCUGGCGACCGUCUGCCAGCCUUUCUUCCUUCUGCACCUCCUCCUCCUCCUCCUCCUCCUCUGUGAUGAAGGAAAGAGAAUCCAUUUCUCUCUGAGUGAAUGAAAAAUCAAUGACAGUGAGAUAGAUAUGUGUGAAAUGAGAUAUGAGCUUUGUCUCAGAGGAUCUGGACUGGGAUUGACAGCUGACUGACAGGGGUUAACUGCCAGGGAUGGACAGAGACAGACAGACCAACAGACUGACUGACUCACUGACUCACUGACUGACUAACUGACUGGCUGAAGCCCUGGACUUUAAAUAUUUAAUAAAACUAUGUUUAUGUCCAAAAAUAGUCUCACUAUGAGGAGUGAAUUCCCCGACUUUCUCUAUAUUCAAACAUUUGAGUUUUGGGAAGAAAUAGUUUUCUACAUUUAACGUACAUUUUACCACAUUCAUUUGUGAAGACUUUUUUGGUCCAAUUUUCCAAAACUGCACGACUUUGUCCCUGUGUUAAGCCCCCUUCAGAGUCCCUGCAGCAGGAGAACAUUCACAGUCUCACCACAGAUGGCGUCCCUCUCUCUUCUUCCUCCCCUGCUACACACUGUCUGAUUACCUUCUCCCCAAGAUCCUGCCUGGAGGAAGGAGUGAUCAGUGACUGUCACACAGAGAGUGAUUCCCUGACUGCAGGCCGUCUUCACCACAAGGGGUGCUGUUGUUGAUCUCUCUGACAUAUACAGGGAGAUAAAAUCCACCAGGGUCGGUCAGAAUUCUGCAGAGAAGGGAAUUGAAAUUGAAGGGAAUGUUUUGAGUUAAAAAAGAAGGAAUUGUCAGUAAUUAUUGUAUUUGCACAGUGGUGAUGGUGAGGUAAAUGUUAGUGUCCUGCAGACAGGAGUAGCUUCACAGCCUGCAGCAUGAAAAAUGCACUAAGACUGUUCAGAAAUCCAGCAGGUCUCCAAGUUCGAGCAUCCAGAGUCCCUUGUUUGUCCAGAGUUGUGCCCGGUUCUGUCACCCUUCGUCACGCCUGUCUUCACCCGGCUUCCUGGACGAGAUGCCUCUGAACCACGGAGCUUGACAUGUCAGGAUCCAACACUCAGGAGAGAGAGAGGGGAGGAGGAAAAGUGAUGAAGGCGCUUCUCGGCGGAUGGAGCUCCAUGAAAAGACCGGGCUGUGGUUCUCGGCUUCGGCUUUAACGUCUUCUUGACUGCGGUCAGGAGAGGGCGGAGUUCAGCCGGGAGUGAGAGGCUCCUUCACACCGAAACACAUGUAGAUACGCAUCCUACAAGUGGUGGAUGAAGGAAGAGAUGGUUUAGCUGAGCCUCAUCUUCCCACUUCUCUUACCGAGGCAGCCAGACGAGACGACGGUGUGAUUCCGCGCAGCUAUCUCCCCCCCCAAGAACCAUCUGUGGGCGCCGUGUGGAGGGAGAUAUGGCUGCACUCCGGCUGUCGCUGCUGCUCCAAGUGGGAUUUGUGAUCGGUGCCAGCCACAAAUACGCGAAAUUGUCCCCGGAAAGCGGGGAUGUGAGGACACACGAGGCGGUCCGCGGCGCUCAGACUCGCGCUCGGCAGCUGGCGCAACUCCGUGCGCCUCCUCAUCUUCAGCCUCAGCCUCAUCCUCUCUCCUCACCCGGGGAGACGGCGGAGCUGGCGCAGAAAAUCGAGGAGAGUCUUCCCCGGGUGGUGACGGCUUUCCUGCACACGGGGGACUCCACCACGCUGAAACACGCCAACUGUUCCCGCAGGUACGAGCUCACCUCUCUGCGGGGAAGGUCACAGCACGCAACCCCGCAUUUCUCCAUGAGCAGCGUGCUGGACACCGUGCUGCACGCCACAAACUUCCUCAACAUGAUCCUGCAGACCAACAGGUCCAGGGAGCAGAGUCUGCGGAGAGACAUCGAGUGGUAUCACGCCCUGGUCCGGAGUAUCUUGGAGGGAGACGCCAAGAUCCACCGGGCGAUCGUCACUUUUAGCUCGGAUUCGUCGGUGGCUGGGCCCUCGGUGCUGCUCCAAGCCACCAGAGCUGGUGGAGAGAUAGUCCUCCAGGACCUGUCCAACAUGGCACACCACUACCUCCACAACAGAACCGCAGACACAGAGUGGUACCACGAAGUUAAGGACAGGAAGAAGCCCACUUUCCACAAGAGGGUCCUGAGCCAGGACUUCACUUCAGUGGACAACUCUCUGAAGAGGGGAGAGAGUUUCAUUCCUGACAAAACCCACGUCAAAUGGUCUGCACCCUACCUGGAGUGUGAAAAUGGGAAUUUUGUUCCUCGCUGGCUUUUGACUUUAUCGGCCGCUUUCUAUGGACUGAGGAAGAACCUGGCUCCAGAGUUCAGGGGCGUAGUGAGAGUGGACGUUAAUCUACAGGAUGUUGAUAUCGACCAGUGCUCCACCGACGGCUGGUUUGCUGGAACCCAUCGAUGCAACCUGACCACCAUGGAGUGUUUACCCAUGCGUGGUCAUGGUUUCGUUCUGGACAAGUACAAGUGCCAGUGCAGGAAAGGAUUCUACCAUCCCAACAGACUGGCCGUCAACGGGUUCUCAAGGACUAACAGAAAAGUUAAAUCUGCGGACUUUGGCCCGAACGUGGACCAAGGAUCUUCUGGCGACUGUCUGCCCUGUCAGAAAGGCUGCGCCUACUGUAAAGACGACGCCCCCUGUGUGGUUGGAGAGGACGGCGUUCUUCGUCUGGCUGUUCUCUCCUUCCAGUGCCUCUGCGUGCUCAUCGUCUUCAUCAGCAUGGUGGUCAUCUACCAUUUCCGCAGGAAUAAGAGCAUCCGAGCGUCUGGUCUGGUCCUGCUGGAGGCCAUCCUCUGUGGAGCGCUGCUGCUUUACUUCCCGGUCGGGAUUCUUUAUUUCCACCCCAGUGUUUUCCGAUGCAUCCUGCUGCGAUGGGUCCGUCUGCUGGGUUUUGCUACAGUCUAUGGAACGCUGACGCUGAAGCUGUACAGAGUCCUGAAGGUGUUCCUGUCCAGGACGGCCCAGAGGAUUCCCUACAUGACCAGCUGGAGAGUGAUGCGCCUGCUGGGCAUCAUCCUCCUCAUCGUCUGCUGGUUCCUGGUGGCGUGGACGUCUGCCGUCUGUCAGAAUCCCGACAAGACGGUCGCUCUAAUCGACGUGGGCUACACCCCCGAUGGUCUGCAGUUCGGCAUGUGCCUGCUGGACCGCUGGGACUACAUGAUGGCUGUGGCUGAGUUCCUCUUCCUGCUGUGGGCGGUGUACCUGUGUUACGCCGUGAGGACGGUGCCGUCGGCGUUCCACGAGCCGCGCUACAUGGCCAUCGCCGUUCACAAUGAGCUCGUUUUGUCGGCCAUCUUUCAUGUCCUCAGGUUCACUCUGGCGUCGGAGCUCCAUCCAGACUGGAUGCUGCUGCUGUUCUUCACCCACACACACCUGACUGUGACAGUUACACUGGGACUCCUGCUCAUUCCCAAGUUCCUGUUUGCCGGCACCCACAUGAGGGACGACAUAGCCUCGGAGGCCUACGAAGACGAGCUGGACAUGGGUCGCUCUGGGUCCUACCUGAACAGUAGCAUCACCUCUGCAUGGAGUGAACACAGUUUGGACCCUGAGGACAUUCGGGAAGAGCUGAAGAAACUUUACUCCCAGUUGGAAAUUUACAAACGGAAGAAAAUGCUGGCAAACAACCCUCAUCUGCAGAAGAAGAGAAGCUCCAAGAAAGGCCUGGGUCGAUCGCUGAUGAGGCGCAUCACCGAGAUUCCCGAGUCGGUGCACCGUCAGUGCAGCCGUGAGGACAAGGAGGCCGGAGAACACGGCAGUAACCGGAACAGCAUUUGCAUGUUGAAAAAGAACCCUUUUGAUGUUCCUCACACUGGGAAACCAGCGAAGGAGGAGACGCUGAAGAACAAGGUCUUCUCCUUGAAGAAGUCCCACAGCAGCUAUGACCACGUCAGAGACCAAAACGAAGACUCCAGCAGUUCUACAACAGACAAGAUGGAGGUGACCUCAGCUGAAGGUUCCCUCCUGGAGACACUUAUGGGCAAGAAGCUGGUCAAAAAGAAGUCGAGUGAGAAUAUCAGUGCCCCGAGUGAAUCCACCGAGUCGGUUCCUCUGGUCUGCAAGUCAGCCAGCGCUCAUAACCUCACUGCCGACAAGAAGCCGAUUUAUCCCAGACCCUCCAUGCUGCAGAAGUCGCUCAGUGUCAUCGCCAGUGCCAAAGAGAAGACUCUGGGUUUGACGGGAAAAACCCCAAAUGCCGAGGACAACAACAAGAAGACUCAGUCAAAAGGCAAAGAACCAAACUCGGAGAACGAGAGUCAGUCGAAGACCUCGGUCAACCAGACAGUUGAGAGCAAACAGAAUUUGACAAAAGGUCGAAUCAUGAAACAGACAGUGAGCAGUAGUGAACCAACCAUCUAUUCUGAUCCCAUCAAGGGAAAUGACCUCUACGAUCUUUCCGAAGUGUGUCCCUGGGAAGUGGAAGACAUUCCAACUCCGUCUGAAAACAAGGUUCAGAAGCACGUCUCCAUAGCACCGGAGGAAACGACAACAGUCCACGGAGGAAGCACCAAGGCUGGGAAAACUCAGCAUCAAAAACACAAGACUUCCGAUGUCUCAACCGUGAGUAGCAGGAACUCAAAGGAAAUUCCGAGGACAACAGCUGUCCGAGCGGACAUUUGUCCGUGGGAGGAAGGAGGUGAGAAUAACGCUGCACAAGUAGAGAAGUCAAAGCAGCAAACAACGGGCCAGUUUUCAAAGCCUCCUCCCGCGACAGAAACCUCCAAAGCAUUCCGAGCAGAGAUUUGUCCAUGGGACUUUGAAGAAGCAAACAGGACGACAGAGUUGUCGCAGUUAACUGAGGUUUCAAAGCAAAAAAAAGGGUCUACUCCAGUGGAAGGGCGAAAUAAGAAUCCAUCAGUACCAGAUCCAUCUAAAACAUCCAGAUCUCUCCAACUUCAACCUUCAAAGUCUGAGGUAUGUCCCUGGGACUGUGACAGUGCCGCGGUUUCUUCAAACCUGGAAAGGACACCGAGUCCUUCUCAAGGUUCCAAAACCAAGGAAGAUCCCACGAAGAAGAAGGUCACUUCUUCCACAAGGACACUUGAAAAAGAAAAACCAAAAGACGCUGGCGACGAGAAGGGUAGAACAAAGGCUAAGGACAAGAGCAAAACUUCAGAGAAACAACUUCAACAGAAGUUGGCCGAGGUUUGUCCGUGGGACGUAAACACUCACCAGGAGCUGCCGUUGGUGGAGAAACGAAGAAGCGCCAACGUGGGAGCGGCCAAAGUCAAACAGGCUGAAGUCUGUCCGUGGGAUUUUGAAGACACUGCGGAUAAAAAAGGUCUGGACAAAAACGCUUCUGCUGUGAAGCAGAGCAGUUUGAAUCCCAAAGGUGGGACGACCGGUGCAGCCAAGAAGGCUGAUGUUUGUCCGUGGGACUUUGACGACAGCGCACCAGGCAAGAAGGCAUGACACCAGAAACCCUCAACGGACCAAUGACACCACAAUAAUAGUUACUGAUUUGGUUUUUUUCACUCUGGAACCGUUCAGAUGUUUUACUUUGACUAUUUGGUGGCGGUGACUUGGAUGAAAAGUUUGAUCAAAUUCCACAAGUUGCCUUCCUUUCCGAGGUUUCAUUCCUGUUUGUCCUGUUUUGAAAGUAAGUAAAAUGUAACAACAUUUUGAUGAAGAUUCCAGAUUAUUACAGGAAAAAAAAAACACUGAAGAUUAAUUGUAGACAAAAUUAUGCAACUUUUGAUUCAACAUUUUCACUUCAUGAGCAAUGAUUGAAAAAUCUGCAUUUGUCCUGUGCUCCACUCACCUCA